Molecule: messenger RNA, 1657 nt
Organism: Haplochromis burtoni (Burton's mouthbrooder)
Lineage: Eukaryota; Metazoa; Chordata; Actinopteri; Cichliformes; Cichlidae
Product: butyrophilin subfamily 1 member A1
Exons: 3
Coding region: 57-836 (259 amino acids)
Biological process (GO): cellular response to lipopolysaccharide; immune response; positive regulation of T cell proliferation
Cellular component (GO): external side of plasma membrane
Source: RefSeq, a predicted model, not a curated record
AUUAGUGUUUCUGGUUUUUGUGUCUCCUUCCAGUUUCGCAUCAUGUCCUGGCUGUGAUGGUGGAGGUGUAUGAGGGGGCAAAGUCUGUCCUGCUGCCCUGUCAGUACACAGGUUUUGUAGUUGAGGACCCCACAAUGAUAUGGACUCGCACUGAUCUCAACCCCAAAUCUGUCCACCUGAGACAAGAAGAAACUGAUGAUCUGAGCGGACAAAACCAGCGUUACAGCGGGCGCACGUCAAUGAGGCCUGAUGCUCUGGACACUGGAGACUUCAGCCUCACUCUGAGAAACCCCCGACUGACUGAUAGUGGCGACUACACCUGCUCCAUCCGCACUGAAAGGGAGGAACUGAAACUGACAGACGUACAGCUGCAUGUCAAAGACCAGCAGGUGGAGGUGAAGGUGGAGGAAGGCUCAGACUCCGUCAUCCUGCCCUGCAACACAACACCUGACCUGCCUGAGGACACCACAGUGAAGUGGACUCACUCUGACCGAGAACUCAUGAUGGUCCACGGGUGUUCAAAUGGAAGCGACCACCAGGACGACCUUUACUGUGGUCGCACGAAGAUGAACGAAGACCUGCUGAGAACUGGAGACCUCAGCCUGACCCUGAAACACCCCACAGAGAGAGACAGUGGAGGAUACAUCUGCACCAUCUACAGGGACAAAGACAUCCUGAGACAGAAAGUAGUGCUGCAGGUCAAAGAACCAUUUCCAUCCUGGGCCACAGCUCUCCUGGUUCUCCUGGUUCUUCUUCUAGUAGUUUCUGCGGGUCUUUUAUUUCAAUUCCGUCAUUAUUUGGUGUCAGGUGAGUGUCUCCUCCUACACUACCCAUAAUGCCGAUGGUUAGCAGAGCUGAAGAGAAACUUCCAAGUUUUUUCCUGAAGUCAGAAAACCUCCUUCAGACUCCGUCAUUGAUCAGUGAACUCAAUCAAAACACUCUGUUCACUGAUCAAUGAUGGAGAAACAGUCUAACACUUGUGUCUCCAUCAUGCUCCAAAACGUUGUUGCUUUGACUCUCGUCUGGGGGUUUUUAUGAAGAUGAAGGAAUCCAGAAGAAGUGUAAUAAUAACAAUAUUCAAGAACAUCGGUGAGGUGCAGAUUGUUUGCAAUAUUUGGUUAAAGGUGCCUUAGUGAGUUGCACUUCAAUGAAAAGUACUCAUAUGAAUGGGGAUUGAAAUUUUUACUCAAUAAGACAAAGAUGAUGUUUUUUAUAAGGAAAAGGUAGAAAAUGAGGUCAGGCACAAGUUACAAGACCAAGUUAAAUGUUAUGCGAUUUAAACAGUUCAAGUUUGUGGUUCUCAACAAUGACGUGGAUGAUACAUUUUAGUAAGGUGUUAAAUAUGAGAUGGUUAAUAUGAGCAGCAGACAGGAUUUCUCUCAGAGCUCUGUAGACUGUGUUGAUCCGAUGAGUGUUGGACCGUAGAUGUGUACUAUUUAAUUCAGCAGCAGACAGUAGGUUCACAUUGAUGGAAAAGAAGAGCAAAGAUGGAGUUUUAACUUUAAACUCACAUAUCAUGCAGGCUUACACUUUUUAAGUUCUGUCCAAAUCUAUAAAUAAAAGAAUACAUGUGAUCAAACCAGGUCAGCAUUCAUUGUUCCAGAGCUUCAUGUCAAAGCAGGAAAAGGGUUAAAGAUGAAUGUUCAGUAUACACAGG